AUGCCUGAUCACUGUAAAGAAGUAAAUGCAGUGGUUUAUGAAGACCAGAUUUUAAUAGCUAUUUCUAACGUGCAAGCACUACCAGCAAAAGAGGCAAACCAGACUGAUUACUCCACCAGUAAUGAGACAAAUGUUAAUCGAAUCUGUUCAGUGGGAUCAAUUCUGCAGCUACUGUUUCAGAACCAGAUGGGAGACAGCCAACCUGCAAUGCAGAUUGCUUGGACAUAGGAAUUUUCCAAAUAUUUGGGGAAGUUUUUUGGACUUGCUGCUGUAGGUUUAAUAGCUGGAGCAAUAAAAAAGAAGAACCCAGGAGCUUUGCUGCCAACAGCUUCUUCAAGCUUUAUAUUUGCCUAUGUUAUUUAUAUGGGCUAUGGGACACUGUUGAAAAGGGUAAAACUAUGUGUACAGAGAACGCUGGACACACAGAGCACUUUGCUACAAUUGCCAGAAGGAGUGCUGACUUACAAAGAACUGGAGAAAAUUGGAAGAUCUCAGGACAAGUUCUUCAUAGAAAAAUAGGAAGAUAAUAUUAAAGCUUAAUGUCUGAAAUGUGAUUGAAAUACUGGUUUUGGACAUAAGUCAUUGAAAUUGUGAGAAAAUUAUGAGCUUUUAUAAAGUCAAAAUCUGUAUUUUUUAA
Melopsittacus undulatus (budgerigar) is the source of this 637-nucleotide messenger RNA. RefSeq names its product plasminogen receptor with a C-terminal lysine (gene PLGRKT). NCBI's taxonomy places the organism in Eukaryota, Metazoa, Chordata, Aves, Psittaciformes, Psittaculidae. Gene Ontology annotation, cellular component: plasma membrane. Gene Ontology annotation, biological process: positive regulation of plasminogen activation. The record is from RefSeq and is a predicted model, not a curated record.